Messenger RNA from Myxozyma melibiosi, 1725 nucleotides. RefSeq names its product mRNA capping enzyme-domain-containing protein. Gene Ontology annotation, molecular function: mRNA 5'-cap (guanine-N7-)-methyltransferase activity. Lineage: Eukaryota; Fungi; Ascomycota; Lipomycetes; Lipomycetales; Lipomycetaceae. Gene Ontology annotation, cellular component: nucleus. The transcript is spliced from 4 exons. Gene Ontology annotation, biological process: 7-methylguanosine mRNA capping. Bases 190 to 1659 code for a protein of 489 amino acids. The record is from RefSeq and is a predicted model, not a curated record.
AUUGAUAUAAGUAUUUGAUAUUGUUGAUGGAAGUAGUAGUUGAAAUCUGAGACAGUUAAACUUUCACCUCUCCCAGUCACACAUCAGACCCCACCACCUCGCCGCCUGCAUUCAUCCUCGCUCUUUCUCUUUGCCUGCGAUCUACUUGAGUCUUCACCGAUACACAUCUCUUGACUGCAAGAACAAGGCAUGAUGCCCGCGGAUCGCAAUUCGGAUAGCAACGCGGCGGCCGAGGCGUUGAUGGCGUUGAUGACGGGCGAGGCGCCGGCGUCGGAGGUGAAGGAGGACGGAGGUGAGAAGAGUGAGGUUGUGAAGGAGGAGAAGAGUGAGCAAUUGUUGGCUACAGCUGAGAAGACACAAGGUGAUGCAGCAGCCAGCGAGAAGAAACAAGUCGAUGCAGCAUCGCAGUCGAAAACAGAGACGAAAGGAAUCAAAAGAAGGAUAAACGAGCACUCAUCAUCACCGUCGGCCUCAUCCACAAUCACCGCGCCCGGGAAACCAGCAAAGACACAAGACGAACCUCCCGCAGAGCCGAAAUCGCCGCCGCGGUCGCCGCCGCGGAAAUUGAAGCGGCCGUCUGCUGCAGCGAGGAGGCCGCCGCCUUCACAGCAGCGGGAGCAGCACCAGCAGCAGCGGGGGAAUACAGGUAGUAGGAACGAGCAGGAAAGACGAGGGGAGCAGACUGGUUUCUCGAGGUCGAGGACGUACGAAGCAGCAGCAGCGCAGGAGAUCCAGCGGCGGUCAGUUGACUCCGUCGUCCGGCAGCACUACAACGCGCGUCCGGACAUGGGCGUGUCCGCGCGCCAGAGCUCGCCAAUCAUCAAACUCAAGUCGUUCAACAACUUUAUCAAAUCCGUGAUCAUCAAGCGGUUUGCGCGGCGCGACGACGUCGUGCUGGAUAUGGGAUGCGGCAAGGGCGGCGAUCUGCUCAAGUGGGAUAUCGCGGGGAUCAGAGGGUAUGUCGGGAUCGAUAUCGCGGACGUGAGUGUUCGGCAGGCUGAGGAUCGGUUUCGGAAGAUGAGGAGGAAGAGGUUUUGGGCGGAGUUUAUGGCGGGGGAUGCCUUCAGCAUGCCGCUGACGGCACAUAUCCCACGCGACAUGUAUCAGGCCGUGUUCCCAGUGGACGUGGUAACAAUGCAAUUCUGCAUGCACUAUGCGUUCGAAACCGAAGCCAAAGCGCGACAGAUGCUCGAGAACGUGUCGCGUUCUCUGCGCCGAGGCGGCAAGUUCAUCGGCACGAUCCCGUCGUCGGACGCGAUCGUCGAGCAUAUCCAAAAACUUCCGCCGGGGGAGAAGGAGUGGGGGAAUUCGGUUUACCGGGUGAGGUUUUUUAAUGAUCCGCCUAGGGACGGGAUGUUUAGGCCGCCGUUCGGGCAUCGGUACUCGUUUUUUUUGGAGGACGCGGUGGAGGAUGUUCCGGAAUAUGUUGUUCCGUUUGAGGUGUUUAGAGCUAUGGCGGAAGACUAUAAACUUGAACUGGUGUAUAGAAAAGGAUUCCACGAAGUAUUCGAAGACGAGACGAGCGAGCACCCGGAGUUGUUCGAUAUAGCUAAACGCAUGGACGUCGUCAAAAGCGACGGAACGUUUGGAAUCGAAGGCGACCAGCGCGAAGCGGCAGGAUUUUACCUUGCGUUUGCGUUUGAGAAGUUGGCGGGUUGAUGAGUAGAUGCUCGGCUAGUUUGAUGCAUAAGAUAAAAAAAGUGAAGAUGGAGCGUGUAUUGUAAC